AUGUUCAGAAGCUCGUUUUUACGUCCAGUGAGUCAAAUUCGCUCACCAUUGUUCAAAUUAAACACAAAAUAUUCAUUUGUUAGAUUAUUAUCUACUGAGACAAAAGAGGCUAUUGAAAAGGCUGUUUCCUCAGCUCCAGUUGUUUUAUUUAUGAAAGGUACCCCAGAAUUCCCUCAAUGUGGGUUUUCAAGAGCUACAAUUAAUAUAUUAGGUCAAACAGGUGUUGAUCCUGAAAAGUUUGCCGCUUAUAACGUUCUAGAAGACAAUGAACUACGUAAUGGUAUUAAAGAAUUCAGUGAAUGGCCAACUAUACCACAACUUUAUGUCGAUAACGAAUUCAUCGGUGGUUGUGAUAUUAUCUCUUCAAUGGCUCAAUCUGGUGAGUUAGUUCAAAUGCUUGAAGAAAAAAAUGUUUUAGUUCCUGAAGAUGAGUAA
This is a messenger RNA of Hansenula ciferrii, 435 nucleotides long. RefSeq names its product monothiol glutaredoxin GRX5 (gene GRX5). Lineage: Eukaryota; Fungi; Ascomycota; Saccharomycetes; Phaffomycetales; Wickerhamomycetaceae. The record is from RefSeq and is a predicted model, not a curated record. The transcript is spliced from 2 exons. The coding region runs from base 1 to 435 and encodes 144 amino acids.